AUGCUCGGCGGCUUGGACGGCGGCGCCCUCGGCUUCCUCUACUUCGGUUCGACGACGGAGUCAGCCGCGGCGUGGGGGACGACGUACUUCUUUGGUGCCAUGGCGGCCGGCUGGGAGAUCAGCUUCCGCAACUUGUACUUGCGCCGGCUCUCUUCUGCGCCAGACAAAAACCAGUUAGUGCUAAUAGACGGCUAUGGUUCAACUAAUCUAGGCCUGACUGCCGCCAACAACUGGUCAAUAUAUGAUGGCGCUGGUUCGGAUGCAAAGCUGGUUGCCCGUGCACAAGGUCUGCAGACCAACGUUGCAGGCAACUGGUACAAUUCAUUAUUCAUGGUGUUUGAGAUUGAGAGGUUCAAGGGGUCCACGCUUGAGAUAAUGGGAGCAACUGUUGAGAGCGAUGGUGAGUGGGCAAUUGUCGGCGGGACCGGUGGCUUCGCAAUGGCGCGUGGUAUCAUCCAGAGGAAAGUACAUGAAAAGAGAGCAGAUGGAGAAAUACUGGAGCUUACCAUCGAUGCAUUCUACCGCACGAAAAUGAAGUGCAAGAUGUCUAGAACGACGUGUUGGAUCCACAGCAAGAUGUCUGACGACUCCGUUGUGGCAAUUAUCAACGGAGAGGUCGUCCUCACCAAGGCCAACCAGAGUGAUGAACGCCAGGCAAGGAUAUCUGUCUAUCUAUCUGUUUGA
Messenger RNA from Aegilops tauschii subsp. strangulata, 684 nucleotides. NCBI's taxonomy places the organism in Eukaryota, Viridiplantae, Streptophyta, Magnoliopsida, Poales, Poaceae. The record is from RefSeq and is a predicted model, not a curated record.